Messenger RNA from Triticum aestivum (bread wheat), 1151 nucleotides. RefSeq lists its product as uncharacterized. The transcript has a single exon. Bases 233 to 805 code for a protein of 190 amino acids. The record is from RefSeq and is a predicted model, not a curated record. Lineage: Eukaryota; Viridiplantae; Streptophyta; Magnoliopsida; Poales; Poaceae.
GGUGCUGGAGCGGUGGAGCCGACAAGCAGCACCAGCACUGAAAACAGAGCGACGAGGCCGAGCCAAGCUCCCCCUGCUCUCCUCUCGACUCGACCCCUUCUCCUUUCUCUCUCUCUCCCCACGCGUGCGCCAUUGCUGCAUGUUCAUGUGAGAGAGUGGUAGCUGGAGAGUAGCAGUCACACACUGACACAGAGGAAGAAGAGCAGAGCUAGCUCUGCCGUUUUCCAGUCCGAUGUGCUGCUACGUGGGCAAGGCCACCAAGAUCUUCCUCUGCCUCGUCACGGCGGUGCUGCUCGCCGGCCUCGUCCUCGGCUUCGGCCUCGCCCACCGGACGCUCUGGGGAGGCCAGAAGGCUGAGCCAGCCUGCCGGUGGCCGCGCUGCCAGCAGCAGCAGCCGAGCAUCGACGGCGGCGGCGGCCCGCUCCCGGUCGCGGGCACCACCACCAACGCGCCGCCGUCCAACCCGCUCACGGAGCCAGCCGUCGCCGUGUUCCCCGGGGUCGCCUCCUCCACCGCCGCGGAGCCGCCGGCGACGGCGAGCGUGCCCUACUACGGGCCGCCCAGGCCCUUCCCCGGGGUCGCCUCCUCCACCGCCGUGCCGCCAGCGGUGACAAGCGUGCCGUACUUCGCGCCACCCAGCCCGUUCCCCGGGGCGGCCUCCUCCACCGCCGUGCCGCCCGCGCCGAACUUCGGGCCGCCCAGCCCGUUCCCCGGGGUCGCCUCCUCUGCCGCCGUGCCGCCCGCGCCGCACUUCGGGCCGCCCAGCCCGUUCACCGUCGGCCUCGGCCCCUCCUCUCAUCCAUGAUAUUAACAGGUUAUUUUGGUUGAAUUUUCUCUCCGGAAGAUUAGAUUUUUUUGUGUUUUUUAUUCUUUUUACUGCUGGUGAUGACUUUUGACACGUUUUGGUGUACACUUCAGUAGGAGUAGUACUCCUAGCUUUUUGCUGUUUUCUGAAGCCUGAAUAACGAGUAUAGCUAGCAAACGGUGCACUGUAAUUAUCUUGUUACUUAAGUACUCCCUCUGUAAACUAAUAUAAAAAUGUUUAGAUCACUACUUUAGUAUUCUAAACGCUUUUAUAUUAGUUUACGGAGGGAGUACUAGAGACUUUAUUGUUUCUCUCUCAAUAAAUUUAUCUUGAUACUUUAUUUUUA